AUGCGACUUCUUAGUGUAAACGAUGGCGAAUUCAGCCUGACUGAGUUCGUUGGCGAUAACAUUCCCCCAUAUACAAUCCUUUCGCACACUUGGGGGAAGGAUAUUGAAGAGGUUACCUUCCACGACAUGAUAGAGGGAAUAGGGAAGAGCAAGCUUGGCUAUGAGAAGCUUCGAUUCUGCGAAAGGCAAAGCGCAAAAGACAACAUCGACUUUUUUUGGGUGGAUACGUGCUGUAUCGACAAAUCAAGCAGUGCGGAGCUAUCUGAGGCAAUUAACUCCAUGUUCCGAUGGUACCACAAUGCUGCCAAAUGCUACGUGUACCUCCCAGACGUGUCACUCAGAGACAUCUCGUCUUCUCAACAAACAUGGCAAACAACGUUUAGACAGAGUCGAUGGUUUACUCGAGGCUGGACGCUCCAAGAGCUUGUUGCCCCCACAUGUGUCGAAUUCUUCUCCCUUGAAGGCGAGCGACUUGGGGACAGGGACAUGAUGGUGCAAGCAAUCCAAGAGAUCACAAACGUCAGUAUGGAUGCUCUGCAGGGAAGCCCUCUUUCUCGGUUUGGCUUUGAGGAGCGUAUGUCUUGGGCCAGAGGGCGUGAGACAAAACGCGAAGAAGACGCUGCGUACUCUUUGCUGGGUAUUUUCGGCGUACAUAUGCCGCUCGUGUAUGGAGAGGGUCGCAGGAAUGCAUUUAUUCGGCUUCAAAGAGAGGUUCAUGAGUCUUCAAGGAGCUAUGGAAACGAAGUCUUUGAAUUUGUGUUUCAGGAAGGCACACCAUUGCACGAGAUUGACGAUACCUUCACGUGUCUGAUGGGCGAUAUAAACAGGGACGGCUGGCCUGACUUAACCGCCGUCAAGUCUAGCGGCACUAGCAGCAACAACAUCGAAGUUUGCAUCCUUUCUGGGGCCUCAAGAUUCAAGACAUUUAUUACCCCAAUCGGAACCGAAGCUGGCGUGCUCGCAACACCGAAUGCACAGUAUGACUUUGCCCUCACGGACUGGAACGGCAAUAGGUCAUUGGAUCUCGUCGUUAUUAAGAAAAGCUACACGGAUACCAAGAGCACUGAAGUCUGUAUCCUCUCCGGAGCCUCCAAAUUCCAGACAGUCAUCCUCAAAACUGGGACCGUACUGCACGAAACUGACGAGACCUGGGACUUCGCUAUGGGGAGAUGGAGCGCGGGCAAAAGACCGGACUUAUUCGCCAUCAAGAAAUCCAACACGGGCACCAGCAGCACUGAAGUACACGUCCUAUCGGGCGCGGCGCUCUUCCAGAAAUUCAUUCUGCAAACAGGCACUGGCUUGCAUGAAACUGAUAAGACCUGGGACUUUGCCGUCGCGGACUGGAAUGCUGAUGGAUGUCCGGAUCUUGUCGCUGUUAAAAUGUCCGGUAACGAGAACGCCUUCUCUUCAGUGCAUGUCCUUUCCGGGGCGUCAAAUUACCACCAUUUCAUUCUACAUUCAGAGAUACCACUAUACAACACACUCGGGAUGUUUGAGUUUAUGGUCGCUGAGUGGACACGCAAUGGGAGAUUGGAUUUAGUUGGGAUUAGGAAGAGCAAGACUGGGACGAAUAGCACUGAAGUGCAUAUUAUGGCUGGACGAGGUGCUAUUUCAAUAUGGGAUGAUGUCUCCGAGGAUGAGUUCUGGAAACCUUGCUCUGGUUCCGGUACUCUCAAGCAGGUUGCCGAAGCUCGGGCUCAGUCGCAUCUAGCUCCAAGUUUUGAAAUCAACUGCAUAAACAACCUGGCUCUUCUAUAG
Fusarium sp. VM40 is the source of this 1758-nucleotide messenger RNA. NCBI's taxonomy places the organism in Eukaryota, Fungi, Ascomycota, Sordariomycetes, Hypocreales, Nectriaceae. The record is from the annotation of a GenBank genome assembly.